Sclerotinia sclerotiorum 1980 UF-70 is the source of this 2508-nucleotide messenger RNA. RefSeq lists its product as hypothetical. The transcript is spliced from 4 exons. The coding region runs from base 1 to 2508 and encodes 835 amino acids. Gene Ontology annotation, biological process: chromatin remodeling. Gene Ontology annotation, cellular component: RSC-type complex. The record is from RefSeq and is a predicted model, not a curated record. Gene Ontology annotation, molecular function: chromatin binding; protein binding. NCBI's taxonomy places the organism in Eukaryota, Fungi, Ascomycota, Leotiomycetes, Helotiales, Sclerotiniaceae.
AUGCCGAUCCCCAUUCAGCAUGAAUCAACUGUCAAGAAAGAAGAACCCACGACGUCCAAUGAUGUUGAAAUGACCGAUGCGCCAGAAGCAGAACCCGAACCAGCUGCUGCAAAGGCAGACACAAAAGUAACGGAAACAGCCCCAGAACCAGUGGGCUCCCUUGCGACGGCCGACGGUGUUACAAAGGAUGGAUAUACUGUUAUGAAUGAGGUUGUACACAAAUUGUCUGAAUAUCGCACUGAAGAUGGUUACGACAUUUCACAGCUAUUUCAGCGCAUGCUCAACAAGAGGUUUCUACCAGACUACUUCGAGGUGAUUAAAGAACCUACUGCAUUUAGCACAGUUAGACAAAAAAUCCUCAAGAAACAAUACAAGAACUUCAAGGAAUUCGUCCGCGACUUCGCCCUCAUAUCGCACAAUGCGCAAGUUUACAAUCGCCCGUCUGCAGCUGCAUAUCACGACGCCAUUGCGCUUAGGGAGUUGUUCAAGAAGGAAAUGCAACAGUUGGUAGAUGGAAAGGUUAUUACUGCGGAGGAAGCAGAGCUGCCUGACCUUGGAGAACUCCCACCUGUCGAAGAUUCACCACCACCGGGCCCGGAAGACGAAGAACAGGAGGAUGAUGACGAGGAUGAUGAAGAGGAUGAUGAGGAAGACGAUUCGGACGAUGACGGCGUAAAACGAAAGUACAAACGUAAAAAUCGACGUUCGAGCAUGAACAGGCGAGACGGGGGCGAUGAAACUGUAAAAGAGCCUGAGGAGCAGAAGAAGCGCGGCAGGCCACCUAAGGUGCAUACUCCAAUGGAGGCUCGCAUAAAUAAUAUCCUAAAAGGAUUAAGGAAAUUCAAAAAUCCUAGAGGAGAGCUCAAAAUUGCACCAUUCGAGAGAUUGCCCGAUAAGACCAACAUGCCAGAAUAUUACCAGGAAGUCAAGGCUCCAAUGGCAAUGGAUCUUAUUAAAAGACAGGCGAAGCGCAAGAAGUAUGAAACUGUGGGUGAAGUUCUUAAAGAUAUAGAGCUCAUGUUUGAUAAUGCCAAGGCAUUUAAUGAGGAGGAUAGUGAAGUUUACAACGAUGCAGUGUUCCUUCAAAAUGAAGCUAGGGCUCUUGCUGAACAAGAAAAGAAUAGACCAGAUGAAGACUUUGCUUCCGAAGAUGGACGAAUUCCUUUGAAAGAAAUACUUUAUAAAGGCGAGGUGUGGAAGGUUGGCGACUGGAUCCACAUAACUAAUCUUAACGAUGUUACAAAGCCAGUAGUUGGGCAAAUAUAUCGGACCUGGCGGGAUAUUGAAGGACAAGACUGGAUUAAUGCUUGUUGGUAUUUACGGCCCGAGCAGACAGUUCAUCGCUAUGACAAGCAUUUCUAUGAAAAUGAGGUCGUCAAGACUGGACGCUAUAUUGAUCAUAAGAUUGACGAUGUUGUCGACCGUUGCUUUGUCAUGUUUUUUACAAGAUACUUCAAAGGACGUCCUCGUAACUUCCCUGCAGACAAGGAGAUUUAUGUUUGCGAAGCACGUUACAAUGAACAUGCAUUCAAGCUCAACAAAAUCAAAACCUGGGCUAGCUGUGUACCAGAUGAAGUAAGGGAGAAAGAUUAUGAAAUGGACCUCUUUGACACUCCAAGGCCGAUGAAAAAGUUUCCAAGCCCGAUUAAGCAUCUGCUUCGUGAUGAUGCCACAGAACAUGAUGAAACACCAAAGCCUACACUUGGCGUAAAAGGGGCGCCUCCUAUUGUCGGAGCUGUGCAUAAACUGCCUCGCGCCGAAAAUGACUCUCCGCCACCAUCGCCCACUCCACCCCUGGCAUCUCCUCUACCAAAUCCGGAACCAAUUCGUCCUCAGCCUCCAACCGAUAGACCUCGGUUUGAUUCACAGGGCGACAUUUCGAUGGCUGGAACGACUCCGAGUGCUACGGCCUCGCCCAUGAUCAGCCAGCACUCAACCCAACCGCCAUAUACGCAAUCUUUUGCACAAGCUCGACCAUCUGCCUCUCCAGCACCACCUCAGCAUAGUCAUUCAUACAGCUCGCACGGAACUGCGCCAGUUGUACCGCCAACUCCAUCAUAUCAACAAAGUACUUACAACCAUCAUACUACCGCCACUCCAACCGCUACACAUCACCACUCCAACCCACUAGCCAACUAUCAAAGUUACCACAGCAGUAGUACGCCACGUGUUGGUGGUACCAGUUCAAAUUCACAUAUCUCGCAUGGUAACGCAUAUAAUCCACCACGCGCCAUUGAGGUCUACACACUACCCGAUGCUGCCAAUUCCUCUAUCCCAGCCGACGUUCGAUCGCAAUUUCACACAGACGAAUUUGGCAGGAUCAUUUUCUACACCUCACCACCACUGGAUUACAAUCCAAUUCCGGAUGAGUCGCAAGGUCUGGGGCAUAGCUUGAAGUAUCUAGCCAAUAAAGUGCGACGUAAGGAAGAGCUGGAGAAGAAACGCAAAAACCGUGAAGUCGAGCUAGAAAUAGAAGCUAAGGAAAGAUUGAAGCGUAACAGAAGCUGA